CAUCUCUCGCUCUCUCUCUCUCUCUCCAGUAGUCAUGGAGCUCUCAUGGGAAGAGAGUGUGACAUAUUCAAUCAACACCAUUUACCUACUCUUCUCAGCUUAUUUGGUCUUCGUAAUGCAACUUGGGUUUGCGAUGCUGUGUGCUGGCUCAGUCAGGGCCAAAAAUGCCCUCAACAUAAUGCUCACCAAUGUAGUUGAUGCUGUUGUUGGUAGCAUCUCUUACUACCUUUUUGGCUUUGCUUUUGCAUUUGGUGAUGGUUCCAACUCCAAUCCUUUCAUUGGUACAAGCUAUUUUGCUCUCAGUAACGUCCCAAACUCUACAUAUGACUACAGUUUCUUUCUCUUCCAGUGGGCUUUUGCCAUUGCAGUUGCUGGAAUCACUAGUGGGUCUAUAGCAGAGAGAACCCAGUUCAGUAGUUACCUUGUUUUCUCUUUUUUCUUAUCUGGGUUCGUCUACCCAAUUGUUGCUCACUGGGUUUGGUCAUCAAGUGGUUGGCUAUGUCCUAGCUCAAGUCAGUUGUUGUUCGGGUCAGGUGCAAUUGACUUCGCUGGCAGCGGGGUCGUGCACUUAGUCGGUGGGAUUGCUGGGCUUUGGGGCUCACUGAUAGAAGGACCAAGAGUGGGCCGGUUUGAUGCAUAUGGAAAGCCCGUUCAAAUGCGUGGUCACAAUGCAGCCCUGGUUGUGCUCGGAACAUUUUUGUUGUGGUUCGGCUGGUUUGGGUUCAAUCCAGGCUCGUUCGGUAAGAUUGUUGUGGGUUACCCUGGAACCACUGAUCAAGGAAACUGGACUGCGGUGGGCCGGACUGCGGUUACGACUUCAUUGGCAGGCUCAACCGCUGGAAUAGUAACCUUAUUUGGACGUCGAUUGCUGGUGGGCCACUGGGAUGCAUUGGAUGUGUGCAAUGGACUACUUGGUGGGUUUGUUGCCAUUACAUCGGGCUGCUCAGUUGUCGAGCCAUGGGCCGCGAUCGUAUGCGGAUUCGUGUCGGCUUGGGUCUUGAUUGGGUUCAAUAUACUGGCCUUAAAACUCAACUUUGAUGACCCAUUAGAGGCAACCCAAUUGCAUGGUGGGUGUGGUGCCUGGGGAUUGAUAUUCACAGGGUUGUUUGCCAAAGAAGAAUUUAUUAUUCAAGCAUAUGAUUCCGGGAAGCUUGGUGUGUCGAGGCCCUCUGGGCUGUUGAUGGGCGGAGGAUGGGGUCUACUGGGGGCCCAGGUGGUGGAGCUUUUAGUGAUUGUGGGCUGGGUUAGUGUGACAAUGGGGCCCCUUUUCUAUGGCCUCCAUAAGCUUGGAAUAUUGAGGAUAUCAGCGGAUGAAGAAAUUGCAGGACUAGACGUGUCAAGCCAUGGAGGUUAUGCCUAUACUGCUCAUCCAGAAGAACAUCAUCCACGCUUUUAUGGGGAUUAUGUGCGCAUGCAAAACCAAGACCAUUAGUGGACCAACAACGUCCAAUUUGUGUUAUCAAUGAUUGUGUAGUUCAGGAUUAAAACUUCUGGUUGUCAAUAGUAUUGUAAUAUGAUUCUGAUUCUUGGAUGGAAUAAUAAUCCCAUUGAUGGUGCAUGCCAAAGUUACUAUG
This is a messenger RNA of Tripterygium wilfordii, 1574 nucleotides long. Its product is annotated as ammonium transporter 1 member 3. Gene Ontology annotation, cellular component: membrane. The record is from RefSeq and is a predicted model, not a curated record. Gene Ontology annotation, biological process: ammonium transmembrane transport; ammonium homeostasis. NCBI's taxonomy places the organism in Eukaryota, Viridiplantae, Streptophyta, Magnoliopsida, Celastrales, Celastraceae. Bases 35 to 1432 code for a protein of 465 amino acids. The transcript has a single exon. Gene Ontology annotation, molecular function: ammonium channel activity.